Molecule: messenger RNA, 909 nt
Organism: Geodia barretti
Lineage: Eukaryota; Metazoa; Porifera; Demospongiae; Tetractinellida; Geodiidae
Source: the annotation of a GenBank genome assembly
AUGAGAAUUGGUGCAUUUGAAAUUGUAGAACCGAUCCCGGAGCUACGAGAUCCCCACGCCUUCGCAAUGAUCCGUCCCUGGGUUGACGUGGGAAGCGUUGGGACCUUGACCCUUAGCCGGCUGGAAAGAUUUCUGGGUUCCAAAGAUCUGGGCAAGCUGGCAAGGCCUGGCAAUUUUUUUGACUUCACCAGAUACCGGCCCAAUAUCCGUUUGGUACAGGGGGAACGAAGGGUUACAAUACCCAAUAGUAACCUGCGAUAUGCCACUUCAGAAGAGGGCCCGGACUAUCUGUUCCUGCACAUGAUGGAACCCCACGCCGGCAGCGAGGAUUACACCGACUCGAUACUGGAAGUGAUCAAGUACUUCGGGGUCAAGCGAUAUUGCCGGUUGGGGGCAAUGUACGACGCCGUACCUCACACUCGUCCCCUGCUGGUUACCGGCUCUUUGGGAGAAGUGCCCCAAACUAAGCCAGUGCCCAAUUUGAAGCUCCGGAGCAGCAAUUACCAGGGUCCAACCACCAUUAUGAAUUUGGUCUCAGAAGGCAUCGACCGUAUGGGCAUUGAGACCAUAAACUUCAUGGUGCAUCUGCCGCAGUAUUUGCAACUUGAGGAAGAUUUCACCGGUACUUCUCGGAUGAUUGAAUGCCUUAGCUCCGUAUAUCCGAAUAUUCCUUCAGACCUCGCUCCGGUUCGGCGUGGGCAACGUCAAUACCGGGAGCUUACUUCGGCGGUCGAGCGCAAUUCCGAGCUUAAGUCGCUGAUUCAACAGAUGGAAGCUUAUUACGAUGCUCAGCAGGACGAAGAACAGGCAUCAGUCGAGGGGACAGCCGCUGCUUCCGACGUGAAUCUGUCGCCUGAGAUCGAGAGGUUCCUGGACGAGUUGGGACAACAGAUGGAUAACGAAGAGUAA